This is a messenger RNA of Aspergillus welwitschiae, 1347 nucleotides long. Its product is annotated as SRR1 family protein. Lineage: Eukaryota; Fungi; Ascomycota; Eurotiomycetes; Eurotiales; Aspergillaceae. Bases 1 to 1347 code for a protein of 448 amino acids. The transcript has 3 exons. The record is from RefSeq and is a predicted model, not a curated record.
AUGGAUACUCCCGGUACUGUGUAUACCCCCGAUCCCAUGGACAUCGAUGAGUCCAUGGAUAGCGCGUCAUCUACAGCCUCAAGCGACCCCAUGGACCUGGCACCACCAACGGAAACCACCCAAAGCCGUUCUGUCUCGGAGAUCGGCUUACAGCCUUCCCUACGACCUAGUGGGCCCGAUGCUGAUUUAACCUCCCAUCUCAGGGCCCAAAGGUACAAGGAACUAUAUCCAGAGGGGACACCUCGGUGGACCAAAGAAGCCAUCCAAGAGGCGCAAGCGAGAGUGGAGAGGUGUAAGCCAGGCGAAGUCGUGUAUAUUACUGCAUUGGAUGGCGCGAAUGUGGAUUUCGAAGUGAUGACAGAGAGAAUUGUGCGCAAUAAACAGGGUGUAUCUAUUGUUGGCCUGAAGCAUUUCCUCGAAUUUUUCCCCGCCCCAACAGACUACAUCACGCCCAACCCCGGAACGCGCCAUCCCUCCCUCAUAUACUCGAACCUCGCCCUGGGCCACAAAUUCCGCCGUCUGGACGAGGAAGACACGGACGACGAAGACGAAGAUCCCACCGACAAACAAAUAGCAGCCGCGCACGAAAGCUUCAACUCCAUCUUCCACACCUGGACUGACAGUGCCAUCUACAAGAAUAUGCUAGCUACUCUCCGCAAUCUACCGACCAUUAAACGCCCCGUCACCAAGAUCAUCGCCUUCGGAUGCAACAGCCUAUGCAGCCCCAAGCUUGACAAGUUUGCUCAGGAGCGAAGUGCCUACCAGCACGCCUUCCUGCUCAUGUUACGAAGAGUGUUGCAGGAAAUGGCAUGGACACCGACAGAAAUUGAAAUCCUGCUGCAGGAUCCGGCGUACACGAAGCUGGAUAAGAAGGUACUGGGUGAUUGUGAAAUGACUGUGCUGGAUAGUCCGAAGGCGUUUCUGUUGGUCGAUGACGAGAGUUUUGUGUUUUCGUGUUCUCCGGAUGUUCCUGUUCGGCAGAUCGUUAUGGAUUUGGCGACGCCAGUGGGGAUGAUUUGGGAUGCGGUGGUGGCGGAGAGUAUGUCGCUGGAUACGAAAGAUCCAUGGGACAUCACCAUCCACCGGAAAAUCAACCAGAAUUACAAUACCUACAAUCUUCCGAAGGAUAAGCGUUUCAGCAUGUUGAAGAUAUAUCUGCGGUGCUCGGAUGGCGAGCUGUCGGAUACAGAAUGUGAACGGAGGGAAGAGAAGAUGCGAAACACUAUGGACUUUGUCCAGAGGAAUAAGUUUCUGGUUAGUUGGGAGAAGGAUAAUGUGCAGGAUGUGUUUUCAGUCUAUCGCCGAAUGAGAGGGUCUCAUGGUAGUGAUGGAAGUGGUAGAAUCUAG